Messenger RNA from Talaromyces atroroseus, 2820 nucleotides. RefSeq lists its product as hypothetical. NCBI's taxonomy places the organism in Eukaryota, Fungi, Ascomycota, Eurotiomycetes, Eurotiales, Trichocomaceae. Gene Ontology annotation, biological process: translational elongation. The coding region runs from base 1 to 2820 and encodes 939 amino acids. The record is from RefSeq and is a predicted model, not a curated record. Gene Ontology annotation, molecular function: GTP binding; GTPase activity; translation elongation factor activity. The transcript has a single exon.
AUGGCAUCGAUUUUCACCUAUGAUCCCGAUCCACCUCGGGUGUCUUCGCCAUGGUCAAUUUCUGGCUCGUCAACCCCUCACCUACAUCUUCCGGGAGCUGGCGGAAGGGAACACGUUCGCGGCGAUUCAGAGACUGGCCGACAAACGGUCGAGUCUAACCGCCUUGCGGACUACGGUAUUACCAAGCUAGAGCCCGAGCCUCAAGAGGGUCCAACGGAGUAUAAAUUGCAUCUCCUGCUUCGGCCUCGCAGGCCUUUUAUCUCCAUGUCCACCGGCCAAGUGGUAGGUGGCCAUUACGAUUUCAAAGGUACAAUUCCAAACCCUAGUUCGACCUUAAGCCUCAGCAACUUAGAGGCUUUGCCUUCCCCAAGGUCGCCCCCGACGCCUUCAGCUUUGAAUAGUCGCCAGCAGAGGUUGCAGCAGCUUACAACCCAGUUACUAUGGCGCUUGCAGCAGUCGUCUCCGUUCCACUCCUCCUCUACGGCCAAUCUGGUGCUUCCAGUGCUACCAGAAGCUACACCAAGGCUCGGGGUUCCGCAGAAACCUUCUCGUCUUCUGCCAGGUCUCGAAGAAAGCCAAGGUGCACUUUACGAGAUAGGUGUAGCCGACGCUGGGACUUUUGUAGGCCUGAUCAAAGACGAGUUAGAUGAAAGUCUAAACAAUCUAAAAGGCAUGGCUGCUAGUCUUGGUUGUAAAGUUGAAGUUCUUCGCAAAGUGGUAGUUGGUACAUGUGAAUGGACGGAGGAUGCCGACUCCGCAAACAUUCGCUCUGAAAAGCUCUGGGUUGCAGAGGCCUUGGUGAGUCCAGACCUUGAAUACUACAACCGCCAGUCUACCGAGGGUUUGAACAUGGAAAACUUGAGUUUGGAUGACAGCGUACCGGCGCCAAAGGAAGAGCUUAAAUUAGAUGGAAGUUGCUCGCACACGGAGCAAAUUCGCGUCUCCAUCACCGGUCCCAGUGCUGCAGGGAAGUCGUCGCUACUUGGCACUUUGACAACAUCUGCGCUCGAUAAUGGGCGUGGGAAAAGCCGGCUGAGUCUCCUGAAACACAGACAUGAAAUAUCAUCUGGAAUAACAAGUUCUGUGGCCCAGGAACUGAUUGGUUAUCAUGAUCCCUCCUCUGUUGCGGGGGGUCCAAUUGAUGUGGUUAAUUAUGCCUCGGGAAAUGUUACUGCUUGGAAUGAUAUCCAUGCAGCUUCUGAUGGCGGACGCGUUGCAUUCGUCUCUGACCUUCCGGGUCUCCCCCGUUAUAUGAAGUCAACCCUUCGGGGCCUGAUCAGCUGGGCUCCACACUAUGUAUUCCUUUGCAUACCAGCAAACAGCUCUCAUGGCACUGGCACUACACAGGACGACGGUGAACAGGCGCCCGAGAUAGAUAUUUGCUUGGCUUAUCUUGACCUCUGCAUAAGACUUGAGACGCCCCUGAUUGUGGCCAUUACAAAAUUGGAUCUCGCAUCGCGCGUUAGCCUAAAACAGACUCUAGCCAGAGUGCUCUCGGCCAUGAAGGCCGCGGAUAAAAAGCCUCUUAUGCUCGCUGUUGCUGGGGAAGACUCCGGUCAAAAUUCGAAUAUCCACAAAAUAUCCAAGGCAGACUGCAGUGAGGCUCUCAAAACCGUUAAUGCCGUGAAUGGCGACUGGUCUAGCACAACUCCCAUUCUGCUUACUAGCGCUGUCAAUAGCUCUGGGAUAGGAAAGUUUCAUGCCUUGCUACGCUAUCUCCCGCUGCCACAAACCCCAUCGUCAAGACUUGUACGCCCACCACGAUUACAGCGACGACAGGAAAUACCGACGGAUGUAUUUGACAUUGACGAGGUCUUCGCCAUUCCCCCGUCAAAGGUGUAUUCGUCCUUUGACAGUUCUCGAUCAGAUACGAAAGGCGUGGUGCUGUGUGGAAUUGUUCGCCACGGAAGCGUUUCAGUCGGUGAUGAGCUAGUCGUCGGGCCCAUUGCGGUGGAAAUCAAGCCGGAGGAUAACCCCACGACACCGCAGGGCUCAAGACCAAGAUCGUUACAAGACCGUCCCUACAAAAGCAGAACGCCCUCCGGGGAAUUCUCUCCUUACUCUCCAGGGUCCUUUUCGGGGAAGUCUCGGUUCUUGUCCCAUGCGGAAUGGCAGCGAGUACGAGUUGUUAGCGUGCGCAAUCUGCGUUUGUCCGUGCGAAUCCUUCUCGAGGACCAAGUAGGCACCAUUGGAGUUGAACCAAUUCCCUGGGGUCCCGGGAAAGAAGUGAACACUCUCGGCCGUCUCAGAAAAGGCAUGAUCUUAGCCCAGGCUAAGAUAUCUCCUGAGCGUCCUGGAAGUAGCAGCAUUCCUAGUUGUCUCUCGUUCAGCACCGCGUUUGUAGCUACAUUCCCCGCGCGGGACUUCUCCUCACCAGGCUCUCCACCUCUUAUUCUCGGAGGCGUUGUCGUGGUGUAUAUUGGCAACAUUCGAGCAGCAGCCAAAGUCACCUGUGUGGCACUAGCGGAUGACGAAGAUGUUGAUUCACCGACGGGGCCACUUCUCGAAGAGCCUGACUUCUUCAACUUUGACGAUGACGAAGAGAAGGACAAGCAAAAGCAGCAUAGAUCUCGGCGUGCACGACCAGAAAGCGAGAAGACGAUAGACGUGUCCGGUGCGCAUGUCAAUGGCUACGUCGACAUCACAUUCGGAUUCAUCUCGUCCAUCGAAUGGGUUGAAGUUGGCUCUUUGGUAGUCGUAAUGCCGGGCAUGACUACUGCCACCUCUGCUACUGGGAAUCCCAUCGCACUCUCGGGGCUUGAAGGUUAUGUAGGACGGCUUGUUGAAGUCAGCAGCAGUGAAGAUAUGUCUGGGCGAUAG